AUGUGUCAAUCACAGCGCGACAGAUCACCACGUGAGGAGCGACGCUCCGACAACUACCGCCGCCGUGACGCUCGAUCACGCUCUCCAGACCACCGUGACGACGACCGCUACGACCGCCGUCGUGAUCAAUCACCACCAAGACGUUCAAACGGCGGCCGCUACGACUCCAACGACCACGAUAGAGCACCACCACGCAACUUCGAAGAGCGCCAACAGUCCAAGGAACAGAUGAUGAAGUCUGUCAACGAAUCCUCACAGCAAGACCGACGUGUCUACGUCGGCAACCUCUCUUACGACGUCAAGUGGCACCACCUCAAAGACCACAUGCGAAAAGACGGCACACUGGAUGUCCUCUUCGCAGAUGUUCUACUACUACCGAACGGCAUGAGCAAAGGCUGCGGAAUCUGCGAGUAUGCGACUAGAGAUCAAGCCCAGGAAGCGAUAGCCACGCUCAGCAACACCGCCCUCAUGGGCAGACUGGUCUACGUUCGCGAGGACCGUGAGACUGAGCCACGCUUCGCUGGACCUCCAGGUGCUGGUGGAGCUCGUGGUGGCUUCCAAGGAGGUCGCGGUGGGUUCCAGGGCGCCGGUGGCUACCAGGGUGGCUACGGCGGCGGAAUGGGUGGCGGCAUGGGACAAGGAGGCGGCAAGACCCAGAUCUUUGUCUCGAAUGUCCCCUUUGGAGCUGGCUGGCAAGACCUCAAGGAUCUCUUCCGCCAAGCAGGCAAUGUCGUUCGUGCUGAUGUGCACACCGCACCAGAUGGACAACCCAAGGGCUCAGGAGUCGUCGCUUUCGACACACCAGAAGACGCACAGAACGCCAUUCAGUCCUUCCACGGCUACGACUGGCAAGGCCGCAUUCUUGAGGUUCGCGAGGACCGCUAUGCAAACUCUGGCCCAGGAUUUGGCGGACGUGGCGGUUUCGGCGGAGGACGAGGCGGUUUCGGUGGCCGCGGUGGAUUCGGCGGAGGCUUUCAACAAGGUGGCUACGGCGGCGGCGGCUUCGGCGGUCGCGGUGGCUAUGGAGGAGGUCGCGGAGGUUUCCAGGGAGGAGGUGGAUAUGGAGGCGGAGGCUAUCAAGGCGGCCAAGGAGGUGGCUAUGGUGGCGGCGGCGGCGCUGCUGCACCUGUCGUCGCACCCAACGCCUUCACCGAUGGCGCACUCUCUGGCGGCGAGCCAAACCCCAUCAUCCACGUCAAGAACCUGCCAUGGAGCACCAGCAACGAGGACUUGGUCGAGCUCUUCCAGACUAUCGGAACUGUCGAGCAAGCUGAGAUCCAGUACGAGCCAAACGGUCGCUCCCGCGGCUCUGGUGUCGUGCGCUUCAGCAGCCAGCCAGAUGCUCAAACCGCCAUCGAGAAGUUCCAGGGCUACUCCUACGGUGGUCGUCCUCUCGGUCUCGACUACGCCAAGUACCCUGACAGCGGCGCCAUGGAGGGCCAAGAGCCUACUGGCAGCAUGCAGGAGCAGAUGAUGUAA
Molecule: messenger RNA, 1479 nt
Organism: Fulvia fulva
Lineage: Eukaryota; Fungi; Ascomycota; Dothideomycetes; Mycosphaerellales; Mycosphaerellaceae
Exons: 6
Coding region: 1-1479 (492 amino acids)
Cellular component (GO): nucleus; cytoplasm
Molecular function (GO): mRNA binding
Source: RefSeq, a predicted model, not a curated record